AUGCCUGAGCCAGCGAAGUCCGCUCCUGCGCCUAAGAAGGGCUCUAAAAAGGCUGUGACCAAAGCCCAGAAAAAAGAUGGUAAAAAGCGUAAGCGUAGCCGUAAAGAGAGCUAUUCCAUCUACGUCUACAAGGUACUAAAGCAGGUUCACCCGGACACCGGUAUCUCGUCUAAGGCUAUGGGCAUUAUGAACUCGUUUGUCAACGACAUCUUUGAGCGUAUCGCGGGCGAGGCCUCUCGCCUGGCGCAUUACAACAGGCGCUCGACCAUCACCUCAAGAGAGAUCCAGACGGCCGUGCGUCUGCUGCUUCCAGGGGAGCUGGCCAAGCACGCUGUGUCUGAGGGCACCAAGGCUGUCACCAAGUAUACUAGCGCUAAGUAA
Propithecus coquereli (Coquerel's sifaka) is the source of this 381-nucleotide messenger RNA. RefSeq names its product histone H2B type 1-J-like. Lineage: Eukaryota; Metazoa; Chordata; Mammalia; Primates; Indriidae. The coding region runs from base 1 to 381 and encodes 126 amino acids. Gene Ontology annotation, cellular component: nucleosome. Gene Ontology annotation, molecular function: protein heterodimerization activity; structural constituent of chromatin; DNA binding. The record is from RefSeq and is a predicted model, not a curated record. The transcript has a single exon.